AUGACUGCAGAAGACCUAGAGAAAGCUUCCAAGAGAUACCGGCGGUCAAAGAAGCCGACAACAGCGACUACAGAUCUCAAUGAGACCGAAGAAGAGGCAAUCAAUCAAGCAGAAAGCGAUACAGAUUUACUUGACGACCUAGAUUCAGAGGACGAUCAGAAGGUCGUUAAGGAGAAGGAUUAUGGACUGAUGCCAGGAGAGACACCAUACCGCGACUGGCCUGGACCUAGUGCAGGGGAGUGCCAGGUUGUCUACGACAUCCUUGUUCAGGAAUACCAACAGAGAGAGCAGAGUGAAGAGCCUGCAAAGCGCAAGGCACUCAACUUUAUCCAACCAGCCACAAUACCGCCAGCUUCUGCCAAUGUCGCUGGGUGUGGAGAGGUGCCAUGCUUGGUCGAUGCCAUGAUGAGAACAAUCAUCAGCCAAUCGGUCACACGAGAAAGCGCCGACAAGGUGAUAGAAAAGAUCAUCAAACUGAUUGGUAUGCUUGACAAGAAAGGACCUGGACCAGAGAGCAUCAAUUGGAAUGCUCUGCGACAUGCCCCGAAAGAUGCGGCGCUGGAGGCUUUCCGACCAGGUGGACUGGGUCCCACAAAGUAUAACGCCAUCAAGACGUGCCUCAGCAUGAUUCGCAAAGACAACAAGAAGAGAGCAAAGACGUAUCUCAAGGAGAAGGAAACGGAAGAGCCUACUGUUACGCCUGGAACAGCGAGACUGAGUCCAGAACAAAGGGGCCAUCAGCUGAGCAAGAUCAAUGCGGGAAUACUUACACUGGAUCACAUCCGAGUCAUGAAGCCGCAUGAUGCAAUGCUAGAGCUUAUCAAAUACCCCCGGGUGGCAGUCAAGACUGCUUCUUGUCUUCUCCUAUUCAACUUGCAGAUGCCCAGCUUCGCGGUCGAUACCCAUGUACAUCGGAUGACAAGAUGGCUGGGAUGGGCCCCCAUGAAAGCAAGCCCUAACGACACAUACAUGCACUGCGACUUUCGAGUGCCUGACCAGCUCAAGUACGGACUUCAUCAACUUUUUAUCGAGCACGGCGGAAAUUGCUACCGCUGCCAAGGGUCGACGGUGGAAGGUACUGCGAAGUGGAAUAGUACUGUCUGUCCACUUGAGCACCUUCUAGCCCGUGGCAAGAAACAGACCCAGGCGAAGGUGAAAAACAAGAGUGUGGGAGAGUCGGGCACGCUCGAUGUAUGGGUGAAAACCACCAAGCCUGAAGCUGGCGUAUCAGGGGUCGAUUAG
Messenger RNA from Colletotrichum fioriniae, 1242 nucleotides. RefSeq lists its product as uncharacterized. Gene Ontology annotation, molecular function: catalytic activity. Lineage: Eukaryota; Fungi; Ascomycota; Sordariomycetes; Glomerellales; Glomerellaceae. Gene Ontology annotation, biological process: base-excision repair. The record is from RefSeq and is a predicted model, not a curated record.